Pseudopipra pipra is the source of this 9184-nucleotide messenger RNA. It is a transcript of the gene DGKZ, whose product is annotated as diacylglycerol kinase zeta. Gene Ontology annotation, molecular function: ATP-dependent diacylglycerol kinase activity; protein binding. Gene Ontology annotation, cellular component: nucleus. Bases 3611 to 7123 code for a protein of 1170 amino acids. Lineage: Eukaryota; Metazoa; Chordata; Aves; Passeriformes; Pipridae. Gene Ontology annotation, biological process: lipid phosphorylation; regulation of synaptic transmission, glutamatergic; intracellular signal transduction. The record is from RefSeq and is a predicted model, not a curated record. The transcript is spliced from 32 exons.
UGUUUUUCAUAUCCAGGCUUUUCUAUGACUCAAGACUUGUGUAUUUGCUGCCAGCAGUGUCCUGCAGUAGGGUCCUCUUGCCACCUUUGGUGCCAGGGGACAGGUGCCAGAUAUGCCAUUGUAUGAAGGUAACCUGAGAUCUCUCUUGCUUCUGGGCACUGGCAGGAAUAGACCAGUUGCUAGAGGGAUAGAGAGAAUAAAAAUGUGGAGAAAGGGCCAAGCAGGCUUAUGGCACAAGAUCGCUCUAUGUAUCUAAGGGCACAGAGGGCCUGUUCAGUUUAGUAUAUGGGAGUUUGCUUGAGGCUAGUGAAGCAAAGCAGAAUAAUGGAGCUGAAUAUCCAGGUGCUCCUCCUGAUGGGGGCAAGAGGUUAUACCAUGAUGGACACUGCAUGUUUAGCCCUGGGAGUCAGCCUGUCUGAUUUUAGGACUACCACCACCACAUGAGGGAUGGCUGUUGGAUGUCUGGAGAGAUGUCUCUGAAUCAGCUGAUCCAUGAGCUCCAUGUCCACUGAACUUACAAGAUGCAAGUUUUUCCUCUUCAAUCCCUGCUGUACUUUCCAAGGGCAUUUAGAUCCUGUGAGGACAUGUUCCUGCUUCAGCAGUGUGUCUGCCCACUGAGACCAGGCUGGGAGUGUAGGAGACUUUGAGGGCUCUGGUUAUAAAAAAAAAAACAACACCUCCCAAGAGCUCUGAUUGAAAAUCAUGAGCAACCAGAGCUGCUGUCUCUUUCCUUAUUCACAGGAGGAGACUGAAAUGGUAGUGCAUAUCUGCUGAUAAGUAGAUUUGAUAUCCUAGUGUACAUAGCAGUACUUCCUUUCCUUUGUACCCUGCAAAUGCCAGGCUGCCUUCAUCCAGCCUCCUUACCUAACUGAGCUGAGCAAUGCAGUCUGCAGAGCAGCCACAGGUGCUGGCUCUUCUCCAUCUUUUUCUCAGUGGCAAAAAGUGCAGAUCCCAGAAGUAUGCUGCUGUUAGGCCAGGGGCUUCCAGGGCUUAGCUCCUCUCAGGCUCCUCUCUGCCCAGUGCAUGGUUCCCUGGCUGCUCUGCAUGCAGCUCUGCUGAUGCAUAUCAACCCUGAGCACCCCUAGCAGUCUGUCCAUCUGCUCUGCCAGCAGCAGCUCUCAACACCUGCAGUACACCAUUUGGAGCUCGGGUUGGAAGUAAGAUGCAAGAGGUGGGGAUAUGUUCACCCAGCAUAUCUGAGCUGCCUUGUCCUGCUGUCAUGGGCUGUCAGAGGGUUGUCUUGUAAUAACCUUCACCAUUGGUGGUUGGAGCUUGAGGCUGUGUGCCACUUAUAGACAGCCCUGAAGAUAAAAAGGCUGGUAAUCAGCUAGUACUCAAACAUAAAUGUCAAGCCAAGGUUGUUCUAGCAGAUUUCCUCACGAGACUGUGGUGCAAAAAGGAAGGAAGCUGUGUUGAGAGAUCUUCCUGCCCACAGCAGCUUGAUGCUGGUAGAGUAUCUGGGACAUGAGGGAGCAGCCGUUCAGCUUAUUUGGGGUGCAGUUGGUCACUAUGUCUCCCCCAGCAGCUAAAGCCAGCCAAAAAGGAUCGGUUGCAGUGUGCCACAUCCAAGCAGCAUUCUCACUUGCAUUUUUUAAUGUUUUAUUUGUUCAGACAAUUUUUAACACCUGUUGGUAAUGAUGCUGGUCAACAGCCGGCUGAACAUGAGCCAGCAAUGUGCCCAGGUGGCCAAGAGGGCCAACUGCAUCCUAACCUGUAUUAGAAAUAGUGUGGCCAGCAGGACUAAGGAAGUGAUUGUCUCCCUGUAUGCUGCAGCACUGGUGAGGCAGCGCCUCAAAUCCUGUGUCCAGUUUUUGGCUCCUCACUGCAAGGACACUGGCGUGCUGGAGCAUGUCCAGAGAAAGGUAAUGACGCUGACGAAGGGUCUAGAGGACAAAUCGUAGGAAGAGCGGCUGAAGGAGCUGGGGUUCUUUAGCGUGGGGAAAAGGAGGCUCAGGGGAGACCUUAUUGCUCUCUACAGCUACCUGAAAGGAGGUUGUAGCAACGUGUGGGGUCUGUCUCUUCUCCCAAGUAACAAGUGAUAGAACAAGAGGAAAUGGCCUCAAGUUGUACGGGGGAAGUCUGGAUUCUUAGAUUCUAUGCAAUUUACUGUGCAUCGUCCUGCAGACAAUGGGGGCAGCAGACAGGAAUGAAGCACUACAGUGUUGGGGACAGGCUGGAAUCAGGGUCAUCAGCAAAAUGUGCUUUUGCCCUCUGCAAAGCUGCAUGGGCCUCAGUGGAUUGAACCUUCUGGUGACCAAGUGCCUGCCUCCAUUGCUUGCAGUGGUGGGACUUGAGAAAUACUUCUGAAGAGGUGACACUUUGGUUUUGCUUUCAGUUCAGCCAGGCUUUAGCUGCCCUGAUGCUGCUCUCUGGAGGCCGUCGCUGUCCUUCCUUCCUUCUCUUUUUGUGCUACAUUACUGAGUACAGGCAUGGUGAUGAGACUGUACAAACUAAAGAGCUGAUCUCCUUGCCCACCAGGCUGGAGGAAUCCAAACCAAGCCUGGUCUUUUCCAAAAAUAUAAAGUCAGCUUUGUACUCAUUUAAAAAAAAAAAAAAUAUACAGCCCCUAGUGCUACAAGCACUAUCAAAAACUCUAGUUUGUCCAGAAAAUAAAAUAUGUCCCAUCUUACAGCAUUUCCCAAAUAAAAAGGGAAGAAGCUUCUGACAAGGUUGCCUGUUUGUGUGGGCCUUGGGACUUUAAAAGUUUGGGCCAGGGUGUUCUCCUGAAGAUUCUCUGGUAUUGCUGACCUGCAAGUGAGUGUGUAAAAGAGCAUAAGAAAGAAGGAAGAUAGAAGCAAGUGGAGCAGAUGUCAGUCUUAGCAUAGUGGUGAGCAGCAUGCCCAUACCCUGUGGUGGGUACAGGAGAUGCCUUGUACAGAACUGAAAUCCUUGAGAGUGGUGGUGGUGGCUUAUGUGUGCUUGCAGGCUGCCAUGAUCCAGAGUCCCCUGCCUUGGGAGCAGCUGAAGAGCCAGAAGUUUGCUUCUACCAAACUGUGGGGUUUUUUUGAAUUGGCCUUGAAUAAAUCCUCUCUACCAGUUGAAGAGAGGUGGCAGCCAGAAGUUGGGAAGCAAAGCACUAGCUCUGGAAGAGGGGAGCACUGGAGCUAGCCACAUCUACCAAAUCUGCCUGCACUGCUUUUACUUGCCUGGUUCAUUUUCUUCUGUAGGAUUCACAAGGGCUUAAUUUCAAUUUGCUGCAAAUUUGGUGGGACUAGUGCUUAGCCAGAGUGGUUCCUGUGGGGAAACCAGAUGGACCGGCAUCAGGAAAGCAGUGGGGGUAGUUGAGGUGCCAGGGCUCAUUGACACCUUGGGAUGCAGGGUCUCUGCUGAUCCCACAGUAGAGAGCAGGGUUCCAGUUAGGUGGGAACACUUGCCCUGCCAUCGCAGCCCCCUGGGCUGAGCAGUGAAACUCAGGGAGCAGUAGAGCUGUGGGGAGCAGGACCCUGCCACGUGCCCCAGGAGGCAUUGCCAUGUCCCCCACUCCCUGCUUCAGCCCUCUGUUCCCUGCUUUCUCCUGACUCCUUGCCCUGACCCCCACAGCCUGGCCUGGGGACCCAUGGGGGAGCCUACUUAAUUCCUGGUCUCUUUGAACAGCCACCAUCCAGUUGCAAUGGAAACCUUUUUUAGGCGGCACUUUGGACGGAAGAGGCUGCGGCACACCAACGUGGUGGCCGUGCCCACAGGCAAGGCCAGGCGUCGCUCCCAGGUGGGGCUGCCUUCCACCGUGCUGGCCCAGCGCCGCCGCGGCUCAGGCACUCCAGAGGCAUCCCUCUCCUGCCUAGGCCUGGUCCGGCGUCCUGGCACCCGCCGACGCUCCAGCACCACGCCGCCCUGCCUCAGCCCCAGGUUUGCUGUGCAGGCGAAGCGCGGGGGCCAGGCACAAGCCAUUGAUGCCCAACUGCUGGGUCCCUCUGUUCUCCUGGCCAGCCUCGUUCCCAUGGGACAGGAGGGGAACAGGGCUCCCCAUGCUAACAGCUCCAAAUCCGAGUCUCUGGAGGAUGGUGGCACAGCAGCAGAAGCUGAGCAGGGCCAGCAUGAGCGUUGGGCUGAGGAGACAUGGCUGGCCAUGCUGCCCCAGCUGCGGCCACUCCAGGGGGGGCUGCUGUCAUGGGGCCCCCGCUGCCUGCGGCGCUCCUCCUCCCACCACCUGCCCACCGAGGUUGUGUACAGCCGGGCUGCCUACGGCCUGCCAGGCCGCUACCGCCGCCUCAGCCAGCGCCGGCGCUCCAGCGAUCCCCUCCGACCUGGGCUGCUCCCCUCCAGCCACCCACGGCUGCUGGCCCAACACUGUGCAGGGGUGGCCAGAGCCGGGUGCCCCUCUGCCACGUUCCCUGAGGGCUUGGGACCGGAGUCCACCUGCCACGCUGCCCCGGAUGGCUGGAGCCCCCGGUUGCUGAAAGCUAUUGCCAAAUCCAGCCUCCAGCACAUGAUAGCCCAGCCAAACCCUGCACUAGCCCUGAGGAGCGACUCGGAGAGGCAGAUACGCAGCACUGUGGACUGGAGCGAGACUGCGAUAUAUGGGGAGCACAUCUGGUUUGAGACCAACGUGUCUGGGGACUUCUGCUAUGUUGGGGAGCAGAACUGCAUGGCAAAGCUGUUGCAAAAACCACUCUCCAGGCGUAAGUGUGCAGCCUGCAAGAUUGUAGUGCAUACACCCUGCAUCGAACAGCUGGAGAAAAUAAAUUUCCGCUGCAAACCUUCCUUCAGGGAGUCAGGAUCCCGGAACAUACGGGAGCCCAUCGUUGUCCGGCAUCACUGGGUGCACCGGAGGCGGCAGGAAGGGAAAUGCCGGCAGUGUGGCAAGGGUUUUCAGCAGAAGUUUGCCUUCCACAGUAAAGAGAUUGUAGCCAUCAGCUGUUCCUGGUGCAAGCAAGCGUAUCACAGCAAAGUGUCAUGUUUCAUGCUGCAACACAUUGAAGAGCCCUGCUCGCUGGGGGCUCAUGCUGCUGUCGUCGUUCCUCCCACCUGGAUUCUGCGGGUCCGACGGCCCCAGAAUCCACUAAAAUCUAGUAAGAAGAAGAAGAGGACAUCAUUCAAGCGGAAAUCCAGCAAAAAGGGGGCCGAGGAAGGGAGGUGGAAACCCUUUGUCAUCAAGCCCAUGCCAGCUCCUCUUAUGAAGCCCUUACUGGUGUUUGUGAACCCCAAGAGCGGUGGGAAUCAGGGAGCCAAGAUCAUCCAGUCCUUCAUGUGGUAUCUCAAUCCACGGCAAGUUUUUGACCUCAGCCAAGGUGGACCCAAGGAGGCGCUGGAGCUGUACCGCAAAGUCCACAACCUCCGGAUCCUGGCGUGUGGGGGAGACGGCACGGUGGGCUGGAUACUCUCCAUUCUGGACCAGUUACGGAUCAACCCACCUCCUCCUGUGGCCAUCCUACCUUUGGGAACAGGGAAUGACUUGGCCAGAACACUGAACUGGGGUGGGGGUUACACGGAUGAGCCUCUGUCCAAGAUCCUGUCUCAUGUAGAAGAUGGGAACAUAGUGCAGCUCGAUCGCUGGAACCUCCAUGUGGAGCCAAACCCUGACACAAACCCUGAGGAAAAGGAUGAGGCAGCCACUGACAAGCUGCCUUUGGAUGUCUUUAAUAACUACUUCAGCCUUGGCUUUGAUGCACGGGUGACGCUGGAGUUUCAUGAAUCCCGAGAGGCCAACCCGGAGAAGUUCAACAGCCGGUUUCGGAAUAAAAUGUUCUAUGCUGGGACGGCCUUCUCUGACUUCCUCACUGGGAGCUCCAAGGACUUGGCAAAGCAUGUCAGGCUGGUUUGUGAUGGGACAGACCUGACCUCCAAGAUUCAGGACCUGAAGCCCCAGUGCCUGGUCUUCCUGAAUAUCCCAAGGUACUGUGCAGGCACCAUGCCCUGGGGCAACCCUGGAGAGCACCAUGACUUCGAGCCUCAGCGCCAUGACGAUGGUUGCAUUGAAGUUAUUGGCUUCACCAUGACAUCCCUGGCUGCCUUGCAGGUCGGUGGCCAUGGGGAACGGCUCUGUCAGUGCCGGCAGGUGGUUCUCACCACAUCCAAGGCCAUCCCUAUGCAGGUGGAUGGAGAACCCUGCAAGCUGGCAGCUUCCUGCAUCCACAUCUCCCUGCGCAACCAAGCAAACAUGGUGCAGAAGACCAAGCGGCGCAACUCCAUGCCUCUGCUCAAUGACCAGCAGCCAGUGCCCGAGCGGCUGCGGAUCCGGGUGAGCCGAAUCAGCAUGCGCGACUAUGAGGCGCUGAACUAUGACAAGGAAAAGCUCAAGGAAGCCUCUGUGCCACUGGGGAUCAUCGUGGUUCCAGGAGACAGUGACCUGGAGUUGUGCCGGACCCAAAUCGAGAAGCUGCAGGAGGAUUUCCCUCCACAGCCCUCUGCUUUAGAGUGCCUGCUCUUUCAGGAGGGAGAUGGAGCCAAGCCAAAGACACUGUCAUUCCAGAAGCUUUCACCCAAGUGGUGCUUCCUGGACUCAACCACGGCCAAUCGGUUCUACAGGAUAGACCGUGCACAGGAGCACCUGAAUUAUGUGACAGAGAUCUCUCAGGACGAGCUCUAUGUGUUGGACCCAGAGCUAGUGAUCACCCAGACUGUGAGCACCUCUCCUGCCAUGCCCGACCUCGUGGACUCAUCUGCCACACCCCCUGGGCACCACUUUGCAUUCCCCUCCUCUUCCUCCUCUCCACCCUCUUCUCCUGCCCCCAGCGCUGAGCCUGAGCGCUGCCUCCCACACAGAGAUGAUCUUCUAAUAGAAGCUGCCAAGGGUGGCAACUUCAGCAAGUUCCAAGAGCUGCAUCGAGCUGGAAGAGACCUGAUGGUGCGAGACUCCUCAGGCCAGACUGUCCUCCACCAUGCCGUCAAAUCAGGGAGCAAGGACAUCGUCAGAUACAUCAUCGAGAACGCCCCUUCAGAAAUCCUUGAUGCCACAGAGGAGGAGAACGGUGAAACCAGCUUGCACCAGGCUGCAGCCUUACGCCAGCGCACUAUCUGCCACUACAUCGUGGAGGCCGGGGCUUCGCUCAUGAAGACAGACCUGCAGGGAGACACCCCAAAGCACCGUGCUGAGAAAGCCAAUGACCCUGACUUAGCUGCCUACCUCGAGAACCGACAGCACUACCAGAUGAUCCAGCGGGAGGACCAGGAGACAGCUGUGUAGUGCUUGGCGUGCCUUAGCCCAAGCCAGCUUGGGUAGGACAAGAGGACAAUGCCAACUGGCAGAGCUAUGAGUCUGGCCCAACCCUCCCUAGAUGUCAACCUGGUCCUUGGAGAUGGAUACAGCAGAGUUCUGCCCCAGGCUGGGCUGGGACUCUGUUUAUGAGGACAGUGGGUAUUUCGGACUUGAAGCCUGAUUCUUUGUGCAUCCACUCCUUCACCUCUCAUUCACCACAUUCCCUGCCCUAGAUGGGCUCUAUCCCCUGGCCAUAUUGAGGCAAGCCAGGCUGAAGCCCCCAGUCACUCUUGUGCACGGGAGUAAUGCCAGUGCCCCCUCUGCAGGCUCCUGCCUAUGAUCCUUGUGGGAUAUCAUUCCUCAGCCCCUCUCUCUGCUGGCAGUACCCCUCUUUUAGGUGCUUGGCUACGUUCAGGUCCUGUUCCUUCUCUCCUGUCUGGCACAGCUGCAGGAGGCACAGGUUCUGCAGGCAGACAGCAGAGGCCAUGAGCCUCAGACUUUGCCGCAAGGGAAGCAGCACAACUUACUGCCCCUGCCUCUUCUGGCUCAGGGUAUGGAUGGCACAGAGGAAGGCUACCAAGCCAUCCCACCAUCCUUCCCUCCACAGGGCUGGGUGGGACAGCUUGCACACCCAGUGUCUGCUGGGCAUCUCUCUGUGAGCCUACUGCAGCAUGUAGCCAUGGUGGAGAGCUACUUGACCCUGAGUAGUGCCUGUAGUGAAGCCUGUUAUAUUUCCCAAAUGCUGACUUGGAUUCAGCUGCCCUCCCUGGUUCAGUUUCCCCUUCAAUGCUAGUCUGUGCAUGGGGCUGAAGGAGCAAUGCUGGGGUCAGUGCUGCUCUCAGGGAUUCCCCCCCAUGCCCCUCAACCUGGCAACAUGCAUCUUCUGAGUCCAAGUCCUGCCAUUCCCUAAACUGGGCACAGGACUUUGCAGGGAAAACUUCAGAGCUCACCCAGCCAAGGCACAAAGUCCCUGGGCAGGCCACCAGCUCACUGUCUCCAGUUUUUUCUCCAGAACAAGGAACCUGGGAAGCAUAUGAGCUCCCAGCCUUGAGUCGCGCCUGCAGGGGGGCCUGCCAUGGAGCAUGAGGCACCACAACCCAUCUCCCCUGCAGUGGACACUUGAUGCAGAGGCAUCAAGCCAGCCUUUCACCAAGGCUUUUAGAGAACUGGCAUUCUCUGAGACCAGGAGGUGCCAGCAGAGGAGGAAAGCUGGUAGCUCUGGGCCUGGCAAACCUGCUUGGCACUUUCAGGUGGGCAGUGAAGUGGGUUGCUGUUCACAGCUUGGAUCCUGGGAAAGGAUACUGCUGCUGCUGCGUGGAGUCUGUACAGUCCCUCUGCACUUACACCCAGCUGCGCCCACUGGGUAGUGCCAGAUGGCACCAUUUGAAUCUCCUAAUACCAAUACCAAAAAAAGGUGAUUAUACCACAGAGAACCAGAAUACUCUUCAGGUUUUUUGGCCAGGAGAGUUCCCUUUGAGGAUGGGGGAUAUUGUAGUGGGGAACAGAGGCAGAGGGCAGUGCAGAGUGGCAGGGGCUAGUGGCACUGGCAGUUAAUAAUGUUUGCAUCUUAAUGCAUUCAGAGUUGGGAUGCGGGCCAGUGACAAAAAAGGCACUGUCAUCUUCUCAGAGGUCCACACUACUGCUCUCCCAGAUGGGACACCCAGCUUGGCCCAGAGGCAUCUACAGCGCCAGCUUCUCCCUUUCUCCCUUAUAGUUUUUGUACAGGUAGUUGAGAGACACACUGUCCCCCUCCCCACCUGGCCCCUCCGUGCAUGCGUGAGCUGAGUUGCUGUGCAAUUCCAAGCCUGCUGGUAUUUUGAAGACGGAGGGGGCGUUGGUUGCCCUGCUCACUGAGGGCAGGAGUUCUGUGCAAUACCUGGGUCUGUGUUUCCGAGAUGCUGUUGUAGGAUUGUAUUUUUGUAACUCCGUGAGGAUGCUGGCUCCAGCAGGUCCAGGGCCUGGCACAAGCCUGUGUUCCCAUUGCUUUUCAACUUUGACUGUUUGGAUGUUGUUGUUUCUUGCCAUUGAAAUAAAGAUAUUGAUGUUUUA